Talpa occidentalis (Iberian mole) is the source of this 3779-nucleotide messenger RNA. It is a transcript of the gene WWC3, whose product is annotated as WWC family member 3. Gene Ontology annotation, cellular component: cytoplasm. The record is from RefSeq and is a predicted model, not a curated record. Lineage: Eukaryota; Metazoa; Chordata; Mammalia; Eulipotyphla; Talpidae. Gene Ontology annotation, molecular function: molecular adaptor activity; kinase binding. Gene Ontology annotation, biological process: regulation of DNA-templated transcription; negative regulation of organ growth; cell migration.
AUGCCGUGGCUGAGCGGCGGCCGGCGACGGCGGCGGGGACAGCCGCGCGAGGCCCCCCGGGAGCCCCCGUCGCCCGCGCCCGCCCCGCGGGAGCCCCCGCCGCCGCCCCCCGCCGCUGCCUCCGCGCCCUCCGCGCCCUCCGCGCCGCCGCCGCCGCGGGCCCGGGAGAGCGCCGAGCUGCCGCUGCCCGCCGGCUGGGAGGAGGCGCGCGACUACGACGGCCGCGUCUUCUACAUCGACCACAACACGCGCCAGACGUCGUGGAUCGACCCCCGCGACCGGAUAACAAAACCAUUGACCUUUGCUGAUUGUGUUGGGGACGAACUUCCUUUAGGAUGGGAAACUGUCUAUGAUAAACAAAUUGGAAUUUAUUACAUGGACCACAUAAAUAAACUGACCCAGAUCGAGGACCCCAGGGAGCAGUGGAGGCGAGAGCAGGAACGGAUGCUGAAGGAAUAUUUAAUUGUAGCCCAGGAGGCUCUCAAUGCCAAGAAGGAAAUCUACCAGAUUAAGCAGCAGCGGUUCGAGCUGGCUCAGGAGGAAUACCAGCAGCUGCACAAACUCUGUGAGGACGACAGCCGCUCUUACGCCAGCUCCUUCUCUGGAUAUUCAACAAAUACCAAGUACGACCCACACCAAAUUAAAGCAGAAAUAGCAAGUCGUCGGGAUAGGCUUUCCAGAUUAAAACGAGAGCUGACCCAGAUGAAGCAAGAACUGCAGUACAAAGAAAAGGGGGUGGAGACCCUGCAAGAAAUCGACCGUAAGAUGUCCAGUGCUCACACCACCUACAAACUGGACGAGGCACAGGCUAUCAUGAGCGAGCUGCGGUCCAUCAAGAAAGCCAUCUGCACGGGGGAGAAGGAGAGGCGGGACCUGAUGCUGAGCCUGGCCAAGCUGAGUGACAGCUUCAAGAACAGCUGCUUGCUCUCCGAGCCGCUGCCAGAGUUCCCUCACGGUCCGGCCAUGCUGGGCGACUCGUUCCCUCAGCAGUUCUGUGACGCCGGCUCUCAGACCGACAUCAUCGGGGAGUUUGUCUUUGACGAUAAAACCAGACUUGUAGACCGAGUCAGGCUGAACUGGCAGUACGAGGAAGCCCGGAAGAGAGUCUCGAAUAUCCAGCAGCAGCUGGCCCAGCUUGAGAGCGAGUCCUGGCCAGGCCUGGCCGAGGCUGACAGGGACCGGCUGCAGCUGGUCAAGGAGAAGGAGGCCCUGCUGCAGGACCUGCAGCUCAUCGUCCAGCAGAGGCGGCCACUGGAAGAUGUGGCCCGGCUGGAGGAGGAGAGGCGGCGGCUGGAGGAGGAGAUCCAGCGGGCCCGCGCCACCUCUGUGCAGGGCGCCACGGAGAGGAUUCUUCUUCAGGAAAAAAGAAAUUGUCUGCUUAUGCAGCUGGAAGAAGCUACUCGCCUGACAUCCUACCUCCAGUCCCAGCUAAGAAGCCUGUCUGCCAGCACCCUGACCGUGUCCUCGGGGAGCAGCCGUGGGUCCCUGGCCUCCAGCCGGGGCUCGCUGACCUCCAGCCGGGGUUCCUUGAGCUCGGUCAGCUUCACCGACAUCUACGGCCUUCCGCACUACGAGAUGCCCGACCCUGAGUACAGCCCGCUUCUGCGCUUCGAUCUCCUUCCCUUUGAAGCCCUGGGACGAGAUGCCUCCUUCCCAGAUGCCCCGGGCCCCUCAGGCGUGCCCAAGCAAAGGCGCUCCCUAGACACGCCCCAGUCACUGGCAUCCCUGUCCUCCCGCUCCUCCCUGUCCUCCCUUUCUCCCCCAAGCUCACCCCUGGACACGCCUUUCCUCCCGACCUCCCGCGAAUCACCCUUCGCCCAGUCAGUGGACACUUUUGAGGUGCCAGGCUUGAGUGCCCUGGACAGACUGCGGGCUCAGGCCUCAAUGUUGGGGGAUGAAGACUCGCCGGGCACGAUGUCCCUGCAGCUGCAUGGACACCCUGGGGACGGGGACGGAGCUCGAGAGCGGGGACCUCCAGCGGCUGCUGCCCCAGCAGGUGCAACCGUGACUCUCCGAGAAGACGGCGCCAGCAGACUGGAGAGGAGAGCGCGCCGCGUCUCUGCCUGCCUGUCGGAUUACUCGCUGGCCAGCGACAGCGGGGUGUUUGAGCCUCCCGCCAAGAGGAGCGAAGACGCAGAAGAGUCUGCACCAGUGGACGCCUUCAUGAGCGAAGGGCCCCAGAUCCACGUGGGAUUUUUGCAUGACUGCGCCGGGGAAUGUCUGCUCGUGCACGUGCUGCAGCUGAAGCACUCCGCCCGCCUGCUGGUUCGAGAGGACUGCAAAAUACACAUCCGUGUCUAUCUGCCACCACUCGACUCCAGCACACCAAACACGUACUGCUCGAAGGCUCUGGAAGUCCACGCUCCUCUGGUAUUUAAUGAGGUGUUCAGAAUCCCCGUGCAUUCAAGCAUGUCGGCCUUGACGUCGCUUCAGCUCUACGUGUGCUCGGUGAAUCAGCAGCUGCAGGAAGAACUGCUGGGCAUCGCUCAGAUUAAUUUGGCCAACUAUGACGUUUCGAAUGAAAUGCAGCUGCGGUGGUACUCAGUCCAGAUGUUCACCAGCCCCGAGCUGCCCAGGGAGAGGGACAGCCAGCGCUCCGGGGACAGCGCGCCCCGGGACCCCGCGAGUCCCGCACACGGCCCCUGUGGCGCCGGGAAGACGGACGCGGUGACGGCGCUGCUGGCGCGGACCACGGCGCAGCUGCAGGCGGUGGAGCGGGAGCUGGCGGAGGAGCGGGUGAGGCUGGAGCACGCCGAGGAGGAGAUCCUGGAGCUGGAGCGCAAGGAGGAGCAGGCGGAGGCCGUGUCUGAGAGGAGCUGGCAGGCCGACUCAGUGGACAGUGGCUGUAGCAGCUGCGCGCAGACCAGCCCCCCGCACCCGGAUCCCUGCUGCAGUGGCGUCGACCCCCCCCAUGGACAUCCGCUUCCUGGCCCGGCUGACCCUUGCAGCCCCGAGAGACUCCAGCCUCCGCCUCUGAAGGUUGACAAGGAAACCAACACAGAAGACCUCUUCCCCGGAGGAGUAGCCGGGGUGCUGAAGGAGCGGCCCGGCCGCAGGGCCCGCGGCUCGCCCUUUGUGCGGAGCAGCACGAUCGUCCGCUCGCAGACGUUCUCUCCUGGGGCACGAAGCCAGUACGUGUGCAGGCUCUAUCGUAGCGACAGCGACAGUUCCACGCUGCCCCGGAAGUCCCCCUUCAUCCGGAAUACUCUGGAAAGACGAACGCUUCGCUACAAGCAGUCCUGCAGGUCCUCCCUGGCCGAGCUCAUGGCCCGCACCUCCCUGGACCUGGAGCUGGAUCUCCAGGCGUCAAGGACUCGGCAGCGGCAGCUGAACGAGGAGCUGUGUGCCUUGCGCGAGCUGCGGCAGCGGCUGGAGGAUGCCCAGCUGCGCGGCCAGACCGACUUCCCGCAUUGGGUGCUGCGGGACGAGCGCUUCCGCAGUCUGCUGAAGGAGGCAGAGAGGCAGACAAGACAGACCAAACUUGACUUCCACCAAGAGCAGGCAGCUGAGAAGAUGCUGAAGAAGGCCUCCAAAGGCAUCUGCCAGCUGCGCGGGCAGAACCACAAGGAGCACGUGCACGUGCAGACCUUCAGGGAGAAGAUAGCAUUUUUCACCAGACCAAGGAUUAACGUACCUCCUCUGCCCGCCGACGACGUUUGACCCAGUGCUUUGUCAUGAAGUAUUUAUCUGCCCGUGUCAUUUUCAUGAAGUCCUUAGAUUAGUUACAUUUGCCUUUAAAAUAUUUGUGCAAAGCUAUUAAUAUACACAUUUUGUAAAAA